AAUGGUCGCUUGUUUCACGCGUUGAGUUGAGUGUUGUUGGAAGAAAAUCUGAAAAAACUACGUAUUUUUGGAAACUACAAGCAUUAAAUAUCGAUUAGUUCGAACCUCGGAGUCGGCGCGAGUGUUUUGGUGUAUGAAUUUAUUCAUGAGAUACGGAAUAGUUGUGGCAAUAUGAAUGUAAGGUUUUUGCGCUGUCGUUUUGCAUUGGAGUCACGAAAAUGAAAGCUUGCAGAAAUAAUGUCUUCGGCUCGAACUGAGAAAUCGAACUUGCUCGUUGUUGAAAGUGAUUAGCUUAUUAGUUCUGAAAUCAAUAAAUAAAUAGACAACAUUGGUUUUUCCUAGUGGAAAUUGUAAGCAGAAUGGAGUUUUCACAGCCUCCACCCGAUCCUAUGGGAGGUGCAAAUUUUGCCAAUCCCCCUCCAAUUAAUCGUAUUCUGAGCUAUCAGAAUCCACAGUCGCAGAAGCCACAGCAUAACUUUUACCACCACCGACCUUAUCACCAUUUCAAUGGCUUCCGUGGGGGACUUCCCAUGACACAGGAUGAUUUCGAUGGUAAACGGCUCCGGAAAUCGGUAAUGCGUAAAACUGUGGAUUAUAAUGCUUCUAUCAUCAAGGCGUUGGAGACUCGCACUUGGGAACGCGACUACCGCGAUCGACGUGCCCUGCAGCCCGAGUGUAUCUACAUUCCGGAAUUACUGCCGCCUCCGAGCUACAUGGACAAUCCGACCAACGCAGUCACAACGCGGUUCGUCAAAACAGCCACCAACAAGAUGCGUUGUCCGAUAUUCACUCUUGCGUGGACACCGGAAGGGCGCCGUCUUGUCACCGGUGCCAGUUCGGGAGAGUUUACUCUGUGGAAUGGAUUGACGUUUAACUUUGAAACUAUUUUGCAGGCCCACGAUGUCUCCGUGCGGACGAUGGUGUGGUCCCAUAACGACAACUGGAUGGUGACCGGUGAUCACAGCGGUUACGUCAAGUACUGGCAGUCGAACAUGAACAACGUGAAAAUGUUCCAGGCCCACAAGGAACCCAUCCGAGGAAUCAGCUUCAGUCCGUCGGAUUCCAAGUUUGCCAGCUGCAGCGACGACGGUACGGUGCGUGUUUGGGAUUUCCUACGUUGCCAGGAGGAACGUGUUCUGAGAGGUCACGGUGCUGAUGUGAAGUGUGUCCACUGGCAUCCUCAGAAGGCGUUAAUCGUGUCCGGUAGUAAAGAUAACCAGCAACCGAUCAAAAUAUGGGAUCCGAAGAGUGGCCAGGCGCUAGCCACCUUACAUGCCCACAAGUCGACCGUGAUGGAUCUGAAGUGGAACGACAAUGGAAACUGGUUGGUCACAGCAUCCCGAGAUCAUUUGCUAAAACUGUUCGAUUUGCGAAACCUGAGCGAAGAGGUUCAGGUAUUCCGUGGUCACAAGAAGGAAGCUAGCGCAGUAUCGUGGCAUCCGGUGCACGAGGGAUUGUUCGCUUCUGGUGGUUCCGAUGGCUCCAUUCUGUUUUGGAAUGUUGGCACUGACAAGGAGGUCGGUGGAAUCGACAAUGCCCACGAGAGCAUAGUGUGGACUUUGGCGUGGCAUCCGCUGGGUCAUAUUCUGUGUUCGGGUUCGAACGAUCACACGAUCAAAUUUUGGACCCGCAACCGACCCGGCGACCAGAUGCGAGAUAAGUACAAUCUCAACACGCUGCCGGCCAGCUUGGCUGGUUUGGACGAAUGCGAGCUGGAGGACCACGUCGUCAUUCCGGGCAUGGGACCUGAAGACAAAAUCGACAUUGCGGACAGUUUAGGCACUAACAAUAAUGGAGUUAUUCCUGGUCUGGACUUUGCCAAUGUUACCAAUUUCAACGAAAAGAUGAGGGAAAAGAAGAUCCCCUACAGUAAACCGAUUCCUCGCAACUUCCAAGCUCAGUGGAAUGAAGCCAGCAAGUUUGAGGAACAUCGUGAAACAUCGGAUGAGAUCAAGGAAGUUAUAUCGCAAAUUGUUGAAAGUACCCCGGGUGUUGUACCACUUAAAAAGAUUGCACCGUCCGCUAUAAUUCUUUACGACCGAGUCAUUCAGGUGCAGCCUGGUUCUGAUUUGGAAGCUGCUAUUCUAGAGGGACCUACGGCAUUGAACAGAUUCAUCCUGAUGGGAAAAAUAGUGGAAUUGCAGGAUAUAUUACCAUCCAUCGACGACGAAGAUCUCAUGGACGAGAAUGGCGCAGAAAUUCUGGCCACCAGGAUAAAGAUGGAGAUUGAUCCAACCUUUAUCUACAACAAAACGACAGUAAUCGAGCCAUCCGAACCACCGGAAGCUACCGAACCGCUGUUAUCAUCUACUUCGUUAAUGAAACGGAGGACUCCGCCUCCACCCACGCCGGAUCCUACAGCUGGUAUACCGUCUUUACUGCAACUGGAAAUUGCCCCCCCAAUGGAUAUUAAGUUUAGUACGGAUGAAAUAGAAGAUGAGAUGGCACUUAGGAACAGUAAAAAAGGCAGAGAACGGGAAAAGCUGAAGGAGAAAGAACGUCGUGAACAGGAAGAGGAGAAAAAGUUCUGGGCAGAACACAACGAGACGAACUGGGACGAGGAGGACAUGGGCGGUGAUAGUAAAUUUGUAUCGUCAAGGCCAAUGAGGUCCCCUGUUGAAAGUCACAAUACCAACAGCAACGGACAGUGGUCCACCGUGAAAUAUGAAAGUAGCGCCAGGGAAGAAUCUGGCCUUGGCGGAAACUCCUGGGAAAUGGAAGUAGAUGGACCCGGUAACAGCAAAGAUAACAGCAAAGAUGGAUCUGGAUUUUCCAACCCACAGAAAAAUUUCGGUUUUAAUCAAGUCCCACCGAGCUUUGGUGGUCCAAACAACUUCGCUUCCAACAAUUUCAAUGCUGGACCGAACAACUUCAACAGUAGACCUAUCAAUUACAGUUCCGGUCCGAACAGCUUUAGUCAGGGGCCACCAGGAGGUCCAAACAAUUUCGGUCCCGGACCCAACAAUUUCAACCCUGGUGUACCGAACAGCUUCAACCCCAAUGUUCCUCCGGGCUUACCACCCAACUUUAACCAGGGUCCACCGCCUAAUUUCAGUUCUGGGCCACCUGGUAAUUUCAAUUUCAACGGGCCACCGCCGGGCGGUUUCAACAACAAUUUCGCCUCGGGUCCUCCACCGAACAAUUUCAGCAAUUACAACAACGGAGGCAACAACUUUGGUCCAGACCAGGGAGGCAACGAAGGUGGUGAUGGUGGGUGGAAUAACAGCAGGGGUGGUAAUCGCAGCAGAGGCAACAACAUGGGACGAGGUGGACGAGGAAACCAACAACGUGGGUUCCGGGGUGGGAAUCGAAGAAAUUAAGUCGCGUAGUGGAUAAGUAUUAGACGUGUACUGAUAUUUUUCUUUCUUUUGGUUUGUACAGCUCAUUUCUCAUCGGGUUUUGUCAACCAUUAGUAUGUAGUUUAAAAUGGGUGUAUAAUUGCGAAGCAUAACAGAGAGUUUGUGUGUGUGUGAGAGAGUUUAUAGUAAGAAUUUACGGAGCAGUCUGUAUAGCAUAGAGCGCAGCUUGUAUGAGAGGCCAAUCGAACGAAAGUCCGUUGGAAUGCAGAACUUAACUGGUUAGAAUAAAUCUAAAGUAUGAAAAUUACUAGAA
This is a messenger RNA of Ochlerotatus camptorhynchus, 3612 nucleotides long. It is a transcript of the gene Wdr33, whose product is annotated as WD repeat domain 33. The record is from RefSeq and is a predicted model, not a curated record. The coding region runs from base 360 to 3320 and encodes 986 amino acids. Gene Ontology annotation, molecular function: protein binding. The transcript has 8 exons. Gene Ontology annotation, cellular component: mRNA cleavage and polyadenylation specificity factor complex. NCBI's taxonomy places the organism in Eukaryota, Metazoa, Arthropoda, Insecta, Diptera, Culicidae.